UUGAAGGGGAGGGGCUGCUCAGCCUAACCUAUGCACUAUUAGCUAACGAUCAUAUGGUAGCCUUGACCUCAUGAGGCUGACUCUCUGUUAUGAUGGUGAUACUCAUGGCUACAGUGCUGUACAGAGGAUUGAUGUUGUGUCCAGUGGAGGGAGCUGAAAUCUAAAUCAAGAACUUAGGGAUCAAGAUAUAUAUAUAAUUAUAUCAAUACAUAAACAAGAAUGAAUAAUACAGUAGGAGAUGUAUACACUGAGGAAUUGGCCGAGCUGUUCCAACAACAAGGUCAGCUGCUGUACGAUGGUCAACACAGCCUCUGUCUCAAUACACCGUGUCUGCACUUUCUACAGAAGAGGUUUUCAGCCAUUCAAGAAAGAUCGACAGACCCAGUCCCGGCCAAGUUUGCAGUGUUACAUUGUCUCCAAGGCUGCCUGGCUAAAGUGGUCUCUCUGAAACUGAUCACAGACAAACAGAUGACUCUAGCGUCCACAGCUACCCUCAACCUGGAGCCAUUCAGAGCACUGCACACAUUAGUGUUGAAGAAGGUGUCUUUGGUGAAUGUGACUGGUCUACAGAGACUACGCAGUCAACUGAGGGUACUCGUCAUACAGCGUUGCCAUGUCAACAACAUUGAUGAUGUUAUUGUCAGGUGUGGAGGUGAUGACUCUACUUCAUUUGUGUGGGACAGCCUGAAUUGGACCUCUCCAGUAACCACAUAAGCCAGCUAGGGGACUCGUUGCAAUACCUCCCCGGUAUGGAGAAAGUGAACUUCAGUAACAAUUAUAUCAGCUCUGAGGGUUGGGAAAGCGCCUCACUGGCCGAGGGUCAAAGUUCAACUAUCGGAGGGCAGGGUCCGUCUAACGACAGUGUUGUCAAUGCUACCAUCACCAACUCAUACGAAGGGAUCGUGUGCCUGGAGAAGGUGACGUUUCUUCAUCUUGGGUUCAACAAGUUGAGAGUAGUCCCACGGUUUGCCAGUAAGGCCAAGUACACACUCACUGUGCUCAACCUCAGGAACAACCAACUGGACACUAUUGAAGAUCCCUCCUAGCCUGGUCUGACGUCAGUGACCCCCUCAUGCAUGCAGUGUUGUUGUAAUACUGCACAAUCUGUCAUUAACACAAACACAUUCAUUAAUACAUGCACACUGCACUCUAGCUAGUCCACCUGAUCUAGCUCCUCAUUAUGUUCCUUCAAUUGUGUGUGUUCUAGUCUCAGCUCUUCCAACUCUCCUCUCAAUGCAUCCAUUUCUGUCCUCAAGUUUCAAUUUCAGUUUUCAUAGCUUCAUUCUCCAUUCUUAAACUGCUCUGUACUGUAGCCCCCGUCUUCAUCAUUAAGACCAAGUGUUGCUGCAUGCUCUGCUCAUUAUGUGUCUCCAAAUCUUUCCGUAGCCUUACAGCCUAACUCAUAAAAUGUGCAUUGUAUGGGCUCCAUUUUACAUACUAGUUUGUGACUGUCUAGCGUACUUCUUGUGAUAUUGUCUUCUAAACAUCCCCUUGGGCAAUUUAUCGGGACAUGUAGGCACUCCUCUAAUUGUACUCAAAAUGACCACGUUUACCGCAAUACUCACAAUAUACUUGUCUCUUUGUGCAUUCUUUGUCUAGAUGAUUUUGAAGGUCCUUACGCAUUAUCCUCUCUUGUUGGCAAUCAUUAGAGCACUCCACAGGCAGGUGGGUACAUAUGCAUAAGUCACCCCUUUCAAUGUCGAUCCUAUGUCAGCCAACUCUUCAUUUUUGUACCUCUUUCAUUUACUUAGCAACAUGCACAGAGCUUCCGCAAGGCGCCUGCGUAUAAUAUACGUAUGCCCUUAGUUAGCUUUGAAUAAAACCAAGUCUACUUGUAGUACAAUUAAGAACACUAAAACACUUUGUGUUUGGGGUAUACACACAUUAUAGACGGCUUUCGUCUACAGUUGCUAGGUUGUCUCUGCUCUAAGAAAUGUCAGUGAUCUUAAUGUUCGCAUAGAAAUCGUUUGAAACUCGAAAAGGUAACGUAGUACCCACCAUGAAUCUAAAUUCUCUUCCGGAGUUACAUUGCUUGGUUGCUGUACAUGUGAGGUCACUUAGAGAACGUGAGAAUGAUUGUCCUGUUGUAGACUGCACUUCAAUAGACAGAGUCUCGGGGUAACCAUGGAUAUCACUUUCCUCCAACACCAACAAUAACCGAUUCUUACCAAAUACAAGGUAGGUUCUGAAUCCCGGGUAUAUGCAUAGUGCUGGUGAACUGGCUUGAAGAAUAUCAUAAUAUUCCUCUAAUUCUGGCUCCCUAAAUAUUCCCAGUUUGUUGCUCAUGUGUACACAGUGAGCCUUAAUGCCAUCAGGUUGAAUCAUUGUGGUUAGGGAGGUUAGUAUUGUUCUAAUACCACUAAUGGGUGUCUCAUCGUUUGGGGAAAUAUGUAUUGAACUAAGCUCUGUCGAUACAACUGAUAGAAGAUUGUCAAAAUCUCGUUUUAGUUCAUCGUGUUUUCUUGUUAGCUCGUUUUUCUCCCUCUUGUUAGUUGUCAUAGCAAGUCUAAGAUGGCUUUGCAUGCUAGAUGCUUCAUGAUCUUCGGUAUCUAUUCGAGGCAGCCUCACUUCACAACCAGCCUCUUUGAAAGGACAAUCUACAAUCUCAAGUAGACACUCGUUUCUGUGCUUUCUGAUAUCUUUUCUCUUUAUGUUCUUGUCGCAUUUGUUAGGGCAUUCUAAGAUGACGUUAGGGCAAGUACGCUUGUGCCUUCCAACUAUUACCGAAUGCUUACCCUCUUUGUUACAAAGCUUACAGUGCACUAUUCGAUUAGGACACUCUUGUUUGCAAUGUUGUUUGAGGUCAUUUUUUAGCAAUCCGCGCGUACCACAAUCAUUGGUGCAUUUGACAACUCCAAACGAGCACUCGUCCACGUGCUUCUGAAAAUCUUCAUGUUUGAUAACAGCUUUACACCCGUUUUUACGAUUCAUACAAUACACUCUCAGCUCUUUGAUCUCUCUGAUUAUCGGCUGGGAAACUAUCUUAUUGAAGUUUUUUGCUCGACAGUGAGGGACAUCCGUGUGAGCUUGUGUCAGCAGAGUGGGACUGAGCGGCAGAGGUAGAUGUCAGCAAGUAUGUGUGUGAGAGAAGAUACCCAGCAAGGAACAGAAGCACGCAGCAAUGGCCUGUCCCAAGUGUACUAUCAGGAUCUGCCAUGAACAUUCUGAACAUCAAUAUACUCUAUAAUCAUAGUAGCUAUAAUUAAUUUUGUGUAAACGUGCGCUUGCGUGAAUUGUUGUAUGCAUGUUUAUGAGUUGUGAAGUGCGUUUUAAAUAUAAUUAUCAUGAUCACUAAA
Molecule: messenger RNA, 3296 nt
Organism: Halichondria panicea
Lineage: Eukaryota; Metazoa; Porifera; Demospongiae; Suberitida; Halichondriidae
Exons: 9
Coding region: 220-714 (164 amino acids)
Molecular function (GO): protein binding
Source: RefSeq, a predicted model, not a curated record